This is a messenger RNA of Jaminaea rosea, 998 nucleotides long. RefSeq lists its product as hypothetical. Bases 312 to 590 code for a protein of 92 amino acids. The transcript has 2 exons. The record is from RefSeq and is a predicted model, not a curated record. Lineage: Eukaryota; Fungi; Basidiomycota; Exobasidiomycetes; Microstromatales.
AUCUUUCUUCGAACAACACAAGCUCGACAAAGAUGGUACGUAUUCAAGACGAGAAGAGAUGACAAUCGCGGGCAUUGCAGGAGGAGGCGCUGUGCCGUCGGGAAGAUGAGUGAUGCAAGCAGCCGCGGGUAGCAGGGUUGCUUGAGAUUAGGGAAGGACAUCGAGGACGUUGCAGUCGAUGCCGUCUUCGUGGGCCUUUGUGGCCGUCCUGGGGUCGAAAGAAGGGCUAUGGAAGUAGCUCGGGCUGCCUUCGAUGCCUUGAGCUGGUGGUUAUCACCCCAUGGCCGCUCUGGACGGCCGCGGCGAGGAGCAUGACAGCUCAUUUCGUCCGGGGGAAGGGUAGUCUGCCGAAGGAUCGUGCUUGCACGCUAGAGAUACUCUGGGUUCUGCCCGGCCUUUCAGCACGUCUGCUCUGGGCAUCGCAGAGCAUCUCAGCUCACGAUGUCGCUGGCUUGGUCAACCUACAAAGGCGAACAGGACGUCGUGCCCUUUCCCCUGCUCUCCCCACUCAUCUCGAUUCCCACUUGCUGACUCACUUCAUCUUCCCUCGCACAGACUCUUGCCGUCGACCUCCUCAACCCUUCUACUGAGCAGCAAGCUCAAUGCCACAAGCUUAAGCGAUUGGUACAGAGCCCCAACUCGUACUUCAUGGACGUCAAGUGCCCCGGCUGCUUCGCCAUCACCACGGUCUUUUCGCACGCUCACAGCGUCGUCAUGUGCGGGUCGUGCUCGCAGGUCCUCGCCCAGCCCACGGGUGGUAAGGCCAGGCUGACUGAGGGAUGCUCCUUCCGUCGCAAGGUGAGCUAAUGGCGAAACCCGGCGGCGCGGCGGCGCGGGGUGAUAGUGCAAGGAGAGUAGUGGACAGGAGGCUGACCAGGCGAGAGUGUGGAUGCUGCUUCAUCGCUAUCAGGCGUAAGGGAUGUAGCUUCUCGUCGUGGUAUUCAAAAAGGUUGCGAAGACGGGGUCGAGGAUGUGCUUGUAUGCGGGCGUGCAAGGCG